GUACUUCGGUUACACAGGUAACAGCUACAGAUGGUGAUGAUCCUUCUUACGGGAAUAGUGCCCGUCUGCUUUACAGUCUCAUUCAGGGACAGCCGUAUUUCUCUGUGGAGCCAAAGACAGGGGUCAUCAGAAUGGCUUCCCAAAUGGACAGAGAAACAAAAGAUCAGUAUUUGGUCAUCAUCCAAGCCAAAGAUAUGGUUGGGCAAGCAGGGGCCUUUUCAGCAACAGCCACUGUUACCAUCAACCUCUCCGACAUCAAUGAUAAUCCACCUAAAUUUCAACAGCGACUCUACUAUAUGAAUGUGUCUGAAGAGGCUCCUGUGGGCACUACUGUAGGCAAAGUCUUCGCAGAAGACAGCGACGUAGGGGAGAAUGCAGCCAUGAACUAUUUCAUUGAAGAAGAUAACUCAGAUGUUUUUGACAUCAUUACUAACAAUGAGACUCAAGAAGGAAUUAUCUUAUUAAAAAAGAGAGUGGAUUAUGAGAGCAAGAGGAGAUACAGUAUUCGAGCAAAAGUUGUAAACAGGUACAUUGAUGACCGUUUUCUGAACGAAGGACCAUUUGAAGAUGAAACCAUUGUAAAAAUCAAUGUUGAAGAUGCUAACGAACCUCCAGUUUUCACCUUGGAGAACUAUGUGAUGGAGAUUGCUGAAGGGGCUAUGAGUGGCUCAGUGGUGGGCGUUGUAACGGCUAGAGAUCCAGAUGACGAUGAUUGCCCAGUCAGGUACUCUAUUGUUCACGGCAUGCAUUUAAGGAAAUUGUUCAGCAUCAAUGAACACAAUGGAACAAUCAUUACAACUAAACCUCUGGACCGGGAGAUAGCUUCUUGGCACAACAUAACUGUUACAGCCACAGAAACGAGAAAUCCUGAAAAAAUUUCAGAAGCAAAUGUGUAUAUCCAAGUUCUCGAUGUUAAUGAUCAUGCACCAGAAUUCCCUAAAUAUUACGAAACAUUCGUUUGUGAAAAUGCAGUUUCUGGCCAGCUAAUUCAAAGCAUCAGUGCAGUGGAUCAAGACGAUUCAGCAGAAGGUCACCAUUUUUACUUCUCAUUGGCUCAGGAGGCCACAAACAACUCACACUUUACUGUCAAAGAUAAUCAAGAUAACACAGCUGGAAUUUUCACAGCAAAAAGUGGCUUCAGGAGGCAAGAGCAGUUUUCUUUCUACUUGCCAAUCUUAAUUCUGGAUAACGGAACCCCACCGCUGACGAGCACAAAUACUCUCACCAUCACUGUCUGCGACUGUGACACCGAAGUUAACACCUUCUACUGUCGAUACGGAGCUUUCAUGUAUUCCAUGGGUCUCAGCACAGAAGCUUUAGUUGCUGUUUUGGCUUGCAUACUAAUACUCCUAGUGUUCUUUUUGGCAAUUGUAGCCAUAAGGCAGCAGAGGAAGAAGUCUCCCUUUUCAGAGAAAACAGAAGAAUUCAGAGAGAACAUUGUCAGGUAUGAUGAUGAAGGAGGCGGUGAGGAGGACACAGAAGCCUUUGAUAUUUCAGCACUGAGGACUCGCACGGUCAUGCGAACACACAAACCUCGGAAGCAGGUCACCGCAGAAAUCCACAGCCUCUACAGACAGUCCCUGCAGGUUGGCCCUGACAGCGCAAUCUUCAGGCAAUUCAUUUCAGAAAAGCUUGAAGAAGCAAAUACAGAUCCCAGUGCUCCUCCAUACGACUCACUUCAGACCUACGCGUUUGAGGGGACUGGCUCCUUGGCAGGAUCCCUCAGCUCUUUAGGUUCAAACACGUCAGACGCGGAUCAGAGCUAUGACUACCUUACAGAAUGGGGACCUCACUUUAAACAUCUUGCAGGCAUGUACGCUUCCCAUAGAUGUGUGGGGGAUUAGUUACUCUUUGGUUUGUUGCUUCAUUUUCCCAAAUCUCAGCAACGAAAAACAACUGUGGAUUUUUAAAAAGGAGAUCAUCCCAUAUUUAAGCAGGAAAAACAAAAAGUCCAAGUAAUUUUUUUUUCUGGAAGAUCUUGGACUCAGAGGUCUUCUGAAAAAUCACACCAUGCAUGUCGUGAGGUGAGGGGAUGGAGCCUCCUGUUUG
Molecule: messenger RNA, 2049 nt
Organism: Cariama cristata (Red-legged seriema)
Lineage: Eukaryota; Metazoa; Chordata; Aves; Cariamiformes; Cariamidae
Gene: CDH19
Product: cadherin 19, type 2
Exons: 9
Biological process (GO): multicellular organism development; cell-cell junction assembly; homophilic cell-cell adhesion
Cellular component (GO): catenin complex; plasma membrane; adherens junction
Molecular function (GO): calcium ion binding; cadherin binding
Source: RefSeq, a predicted model, not a curated record